Messenger RNA from Botrytis deweyae, 1008 nucleotides. RefSeq lists its product as uncharacterized. The record is from RefSeq and is a predicted model, not a curated record. NCBI's taxonomy places the organism in Eukaryota, Fungi, Ascomycota, Leotiomycetes, Helotiales, Sclerotiniaceae. The transcript is spliced from 2 exons. The coding region runs from base 1 to 981 and encodes 326 amino acids.
AUGGCCUUCACCUCCAUGCUCACGCAAUAUUUCCCCCCCGCCCCCCUCUUCACCGAAAAAGACCUCCCCUCCCAAAAAGGCAAAGUCUUCCUCGUCACCGGCGGCAACCAAGGCGUCGGCUACGAGCUCAUCAAAAUGCUCUACCCAACCGACGCCACCAUCUACAUGGGCAGUCGCAGCUCCUCUUCCGCGCACACCGCCAUCGCCGAAAUCACCGCCUGCGAUCCCGCCCGCGCGGAAAAUCUCAUCUUCCUCCCACUCGACCUCAUGGAUUUCCACAGCAUCCGCGCCGCGGCUGAGAUGUUCCUCGCGCGCGAGGAAAAACUCGACGUGCUGUGGAAUAAUGCGGGGAUAGGGGGAUUGCCGCCGGGGACGAAAACGAAACAGGGCAUAGAGGGUCAUAUGGGGGUGAAUGUGGUGGGGACGUAUUAUUUCACGCGCUUGCUGCUGGGUUGUUUGAGGAGGGCGGUGGAAGGGGGGGUGGAAAAUAGUGUGAGGAUUGUGUGGACGACGAGUUGGAUGGCGGAGGGGAAGAGUCCUGAGGGGGGUGUGCGCAUGCAAGAUUUGGAGAGGGGGGGGUGUGGGAAUGAGUAUGUGGAUUAUGCGGUUUCGAGGGCGGCGGGGUGGAUGAUGGGGGUUGAGGCGGGGAAAAGGUGGGGAGGAGAGGGGAUUUUAAGUCUCAUCCAAAACCCGGGCAACCUCCGCACACAAGCCUACCGCACGCAACCCCCCCUCACAAAAUUCUUCAUCAACCUGCUCCCCCACCCCGCCAAACUCGGUGCCUACACUGAGCUCUUCGCCGGACUCAGUCCGCUCACCUCGCAAGACCAAGGCGCGUAUAUAAUUCCCUGGGGACGCAUUCAGCCGCGCCAUCGCCAUCCGCGCGCAGACAUCUACGCGGCCAUGGACGCGGGACGCGGUGCCGAGGUGUGGGAGUGGUGUGAGCGUAUGAUUGGGAGUGGUGCUGGAGGGGAUGUGUGAGGUUUGUGGGUGGAUGUAUGGGGAGAG